Messenger RNA from Diabrotica balteata, 2129 nucleotides. The record is from the annotation of a GenBank genome assembly. Lineage: Eukaryota; Metazoa; Arthropoda; Insecta; Coleoptera; Chrysomelidae.
UUCAUUAGAAUCUAAUUUUCGUAAAAAAACAUAGUUUUUAAAAAUUAAAAAUGUCUACUUUGUCUAUGUGUAAAAGUAAAGUCUGUAAUCCACUACAUUUGCGUGGCAUCGAACCUAUUCCAGCUCGACCAGAAAUAAAAACAAAAUGCCAAGGAUUAAUUAUUACAGAAGAUAAAAUGAAAAUAUAUAUGAAAAUCUUUCUUGAAAAUGUUGAACGAGGUUUAAAAAAAUCAACACAUUUCAAUUCUACCGUAAAGUGCUUCCCGACAUAUAUUCAAGAUUUUCCUGAUGGUUCCGAAUCAGGAAAAUAUUUGUCUCUGGUUUUAGAUGGUUGUAACUUGAGAAUUUUCUUGUUAGAUAUUCACAAUAGACAGUAUAAAAUGGAUCAGAAAAUAUACAGUGUCUCUCAAGACAUUAAGACAGGAUCCGGUGAACGACUAUUUGAUUUUAUUGCUGAGUGUUUAGCAGAAUAUACCAAAGAUAAAGGAGUUAAUAUUGAUAACAUUCCAUUAGGAUUUAUCUUUAAUUUUCCACUUGAACAAAAAGGGCUUAAGAUAGGUAUCUUAAAACUUUGGACAAAUGGCUACUGCUGCGAGGGUGUCAUUGGUAAAGAUGUAGUCAAAUUAUUAAAUAAUGCUAUUGAUAAAAGAGAAGAUUUGAAAAUCAAUGUAGUUGCUGUUGCGAAUAAUACUACAGGAAUGUUUAUGGUGUGUGCAUUUAAAGAUUUUGAUGCAAAAAUAGAAAUUAUCGUUGGUGUGAAUACUAAUAGUUGUUAUGUGGAAAAACAAGUAAAUGCAGAGCUUUUUGAUGAACCAGAUAGAGGCUCGGGGAAUGUGAUUGUUUACAUGGAAUAUGGAGAUUUUGGUGAUGACGGUGCAUUAGAGUUCUGCAGAACGCAAUUUGAUAAAGAUCUUGAUGCUGGAUCUACAAAUGUAGGUAACCAACUACACAAAAAGAUGAUAUCAGGUAUAUACUUAGGAGAACUUGUAAGACUGGCUGCCGUAAAAUUUGCCAAAGAAGGAAUUCUAUUUGGGGGUCAACUUUCCGAUGAUUUUAAAGUACAUGACAAAUUUGAAACUAGAUUUAUUUGUGAAAUUGAAUCAGAUCCACCUGGUGUGUUUACUAAUGUGAAGAGUAUUCUUAAUAAUUUGGGGGUAAGAAAUGCCACUGAACAAGAUUUUAAUGAUAUUAAAUACUUGAGUCAAUGUUUCUCUAGAAGAGCUGCUAUCCUGAAUUCUUGUAUGAUUACAGUUCUGAUACGUAAAAUUGGUUAUCCAAACAUUACUGUUGGAGUCGAUGGAACGCUGUACAAAACUCACCCUCACAUUCAUAGUAUUUUGAUCUCACAGCUGGAAGUACUUUUAAAACCGGAUCCAUACAAAUUUAAAAUUAUGCUAUCUGAAGAAGGUAGCAGUGGAAUUGGUGCAGCUAUAAUGGCUGCUGUUGUAGAUAAGAAAACAGAACUAUUAUUUGAGCAUAUGCUCGAAGAACCACCUGUUUCUUUUGUGCUACCUAUUUCUGAAACAGAGGUGCAACUUACGGAUAUACCCAAAAUGUCAACUGAACCUUCAACAUCUGCAUCUAUACCUGCUUCAGAAGUCUCAUCUCUGCCUGUGCUCGAAGGACCAGCUCAACCGUCAUCAAUUUCUGCUCUUAAUGCAGACACAUCUUUAAUCGACAUACUUGAUACGAACAUUGCAGGUCCAUCCCAGGAACUGUUUGUAGAAGAACCAAUUGAAAGUAAAUCAAAAGUACAAUUUGUAGAUGUACCUGAGAUCUCUAUUGUAGAACCUCCUCAACAAAUCACUGAAGAUGACAGAGAGGAGGAAGAAGAUAAUGUUGAUAGUACAACACAAAGACGACGACGUAAAAAAAAGACAAAAGACGUAAAAAUUUUACACAAUAUGUAUAACCUAUACCACUAAUUUUCGCAUACAGACUCGCGGAUAUUCCACUAAAAAUAUUACUGGUAAUUUGCUAAUUGUGAAGUGUUCUUAUAUAUUAGGAUUAAACAAUCAUUCUUGGAGUUUGAAUAAUUGAGAAUUAAAAAUGGAAGUAAACAAGCUACGUACUAGCAGAUAACGUGCGUACAACAAGUAAUGUACUUACAAAUCCUUUAAUUAAAAAAU